GUAGGUCUCAGGGCGGAGCCUGGGGAGGGGCUGGCUCACGGUUCCGCUGGGAGCGUGGUGGUAGCACAGCACUGGGAAGCGGCCUCCUUGGCGGAAGCGGGCGCACUGCGCCAGGGCAUCGUCGUCCACCGCUCGAGGCACGAUUACCGCACGAGGGUAACUGGGGCACAAACUAAAGUCCUGGUUCACCUCGCUCAGCCGCCACGCGUUGGUCUGCAGCACAGAGAGGGCCGAAGGCCAGGUCUAAGACACACAAUGAGUGUCCAGUCGGCGUACCCCUUCUGGACCCGGUGCUUCCUCAUUCCCAGGCCUUUAUGACCGUUCCCACCUCGCGAGCUACUCGCUUGUAGUAGCGUUCGGGUGGGUGGAAGUGCCAGGCGUCGCCCAAUCUCAGGCCCUUGGGACGGUAGAAGAACGGAAAGGAGGUGAUGACCGAUUCCAGGGAGGACAGUGCCUGGGGACGGAAGUCCAGGGCUCUAGGAUUUGUUUCGAUAGAGUACACUCCAGUCCCUCUCUUCAGCUCCCACCUCUCCGUGUACCCUCGGCCAUACUGCAUGCCCUGCCAGUUAGCUGAGCCUCGGGAUAACACCGGUACGGAGCCCCUUUGCACAGUAGCCCCUUUUUGCUUCCCUCCGUACUGGAUAGGGGUAGCUUAAGGACCUCGGGUACGCCCCCUACAUACCUCGAUGGAACGGGCGAUGUCCAGCGUCGCUUCCACGCCCUCUAUGUCCAGCUGCAGCACUCUCAGGUCCUUACAGCGCAGCGUGAUGGUGCCGGAGUCACCCGCCACCCUGGAGAUGGACAGACUCAGGCUCCGUAUUCCCCGCCCUCCACCAGGACAAGAGAAAGAGUUUCAUACAAUUGGACGUUUUGCAGGAGGGCGCCCGCUCCAAGUGCUCUGGCCCUUCCCCCUCUCCCCGGCAAGUCGCGCGCUCCCCAACUUGGGGGACGUCCCAGCCACGUCUCACCGCUUCUCAAUGGAGUCGACACUGCGCAACAGCAGCAACCACAGGUCCGGAGUCGAUGGGGGCCCUGGAGACAGCAGCAGGUGGUGACCGGUGACGCACAGCGUGCCGCGCAGCGGGGCCUCCUCCGGGCCCGGGAGGAGCUCGGCUUGGGCCCGACCCGUGCGGAUCAGCUCUGAGAACUCCAUUCUACCAGCGGGGGCCCUGGGGCCCAGCGGGACAGGCUCCGGUAGCGUCGGGCGGGGCGAACGCGGACUCGGAAAGGGACAGGAACUGGCUGGGCAGCUGGCGACGCCGGCAGGACAGCUGUUAAGGAAGCCCCUCUGAGGAAGGGAUCGUACAGUUUCACAGGCAUUUUUCUCCUGUUGCCAAUACCAGUGAGGACCCCGGCCAAAGUCUACUAAGGAAACCUCAAUUUCAUCUUCUGGGAAAUGGGGAGAAUAAUCUUUCCUGAAGUCCUUGCCUGGGUCUCAAUAUUUUGAGCUUUUUAUUUUUGGGUUGCUGGCAUUCCUGCUGCCUUAAAAAGAAAGAUCAAUAACCAUCUCUUGCUCUGAACCAUGGUGGAUGGGUUGGAAAGUGUGAAACUGCGAACUGCCUACUUCCUCCCAUACAUCUGAAGCUUGGGUGGGGGAAAUCCCUUGGUCCACCUUAAAUGCAAGCAGCUGUGUAGCUGGCGCCCCUCCCGCUCCACAGCUGGAAGUCCCUGCCUGAGGGCGCCCUCGACCGGGGUCAAUUCUAGCUGUUGCUUAUCCUCAAUAACCCAUCCCUUAUGCAGCAUCCCCAGGUUCCUACUGCCCAGACAAUGAGUUGGACCAAGUGUUUGGUGCUGAGAGGCAGGAGUGACUGAGGAAGGUUCUGUUCACAGGAUUUUCAGUCUGGCAAGAGAUAAGCUUAAGCUAGUAUAAUUACAAACGGAAACUAAACUGAUUUGCUGAAGGACUCAUUCAUCAUCUAUCCAUCCAUCUAUCCAGCAGAAAUUUUAUUUCUUAUCAAUGUCUGCAUUAUGUUGAAUCUGAUUAAGAGUAAUUAAUUCACUAGGUAACUCUUCUUUUAAAUGAAAAAAAAAGUGAAAUUAUAGGUGGGCUCCUAUAAUGAAACCAUAAGAUUGGAAUUGUUCUUCUAUCAAAGAACCAGACAUGAAAGAGUUCAAAUUAUAAAAUUUCAGUCCAACAGCAGCAGUUAUAGUGGGAAUUUGAGAGACAUGUGAAUUCUCAAGUCCCACUCCAGACAUACUAAAUCUGAAACUUUGUGGAUGAAACUUUCCAGGUAAUUCUGAUGCAUGCUCAAGUUUGAGAAUCGCUGAAAUGUAUACAAACAGGCAAAAGUAAUUUAUGCUGUCAGAAGUUAGGGCAAGGCUGGGACUGUAACUCGCUGGUAGAGCACUUGCCUAGUGCACACAAAGCCCUGGGUUCAAUCCCCAACACCACCCAUGAAAAAAAGAAGAAAAAAGAAAUACAACAGUCUAGGAGGAGUACUGUACUUGUAAUAUAUAAUACUCUUGCUUGAUCUGGGUGCUGGUUACACAAUUGUAUCCAGGUUGGAAGAAUUCAUCAAGUUGUGGAUUUUAUAAUAUGUACAUUGCUCUUUAUGUAUGUUUUAUUUCAAUACAAGGUUUAAAGAACGGAAAUACUAUGGUUGAAAUUCUGGGGGAGGGAGAAGGAAAGCAGACUAGGAGCCCAUUCACAUCCUUAGCUUUGCCCUCCCUUAAAGAGACAGUCCUGGAGGGACUUGCCAGGGAACUUAAGGACCCUUAGAAAAAAGCUUAAAAUCAUUGAUCUGUCUCAGCAGAAGCUCAUAGAGGGACAGGGACUUGCCCAAAGUCUCAUUGAAUCAGAACUGGAACCUGGGUCCUCUUACUGCCAGCUGGGGCCUCUGGACCCUAUUCCUUGGCUGAUGGGCUAGUGCUGUAAAUGAGGGUGGGGCAGCUAAUCAACCUCCUCCCCCUCUCAGCUUCUGGUCUUGGGUCUUGGGAGCAGAGCCAAGACUGGUGUGAAUGAUGCUUUUCUUAUCCUGGAGCAAUUUCCUUUCUGGGAACUGGGAGUCUCCUUCUGGGCAAAGACAAUAAAAUCAUCUAAAGAAGUAGAAAAGCAGGGUGCCUCCUGCCCCCACCGGAUGGGCAUCACGUGGCUGCUGGUUAGGAUUCCAGGAAAAUUCCAGUCCUUGCACACUUAGCCUCACACACUCAUCUGCUCAUCCAGCCUGGCACACUCAGCCUCUCUAUCCCACCUUGAACAUUACCAUCACCCACUCUCUGGCACACUCUUUUCACGCUCAGUUUGCACCACCUCUCCUGGGCCAUAUUGCAGGCCUUUCCCUCAUCUUAGAGCAGCCCUGCCCUAUCACUCACUGCGAACCCACCAUGUCCCUGGGGUCACUGAAAUUCCAGGCAGUGGAUGAGGAGGACGAAGAGGAGGAGGAAGAGAGCCUGGACUCUGUGAAGGCCCUGACAGCCAAGCUGCAGCUGCAGACUCGGCGGCCCUCGUAUCUGGAGUGGACUGCCAGGGUCCAGAGCCAGGCCUGGCACAGGGCGCAAGCCAGACCUGGGACCGGUGGACCUGGUGCCAUCUGCGGCUUUGACUCAAUGGACUCUGCACUUGAGUGGCUCCGACGGGAGCUGCGGGAAAUGCAGGCUCAGGACCGGCAGCUGGCAGGGCAGCUGCUGAGGCUUCGGGCCCAGCUGCACCGGCUGAAGGUGGACCAAGCUUGUCACCUGCACCAGGAGCUGCUGGACGAGGCCGAGCUGGAGCUGGAGCUGGAGCCCGGAGUCGGCCUGGCAAUAGCCCCGUCGCUACGGCACUUAGGCCUCACUCGCAUGAACAUCAGCACCCGGCGCUUCACCCUCUGCUGAGGGGCACCUGCAGGCCUCCUUCUUCUUUGAGAAGAAAGAUGGGUGUGGUGUCCCAGAAGGGCCAGUACCUGGAGGGGUGGGGGCACACUCAGGUCUCUUAGACCCUCCAAGCUCCUCAAUAAACGUCU
Molecule: messenger RNA, 3941 nt
Organism: Sciurus carolinensis (gray squirrel)
Lineage: Eukaryota; Metazoa; Chordata; Mammalia; Rodentia; Sciuridae
Gene: Fam167b
Product: family with sequence similarity 167 member B
Exons: 2
Coding region: 3325-3813 (162 amino acids)
Source: RefSeq, a predicted model, not a curated record